Molecule: messenger RNA, 4131 nt
Organism: Panicum virgatum (switchgrass)
Lineage: Eukaryota; Viridiplantae; Streptophyta; Magnoliopsida; Poales; Poaceae
Product: leucine-rich repeat extensin-like protein 5
Exons: 2
Coding region: 172-876 (234 amino acids)
Source: RefSeq, a predicted model, not a curated record
CUGCCCCUCAAUCAAGAAUGAGGAUAACCAUACAAACCUAAGGUCCUUUGUGCAAAUACUCAACGGUAUUUAUCCGCACACAACUGACCUCCACUCCAGCUGCCCGGCUGAAACUAUUACUGCACUCUCGCUGUCUCGCCCCUUCAGCAAUCAGCAGUCAGCACGCACGCCAUGCGAGCCUCUCAGACCCAAAGACCGCAGCCGUUGCCGCUGCCUCUGCCUCCUCCUCCGCUGUGCCUGCCGUCGCCGCCCUCCGCCCCUCGCCGCGGGCGCCACCGCAGCUCCUACUCAUCCUCGUCGUCGUCCUCUUCCUCCGUCUCCAGCGCCUCAUCAACCUUCAGCCCGUCGCCGUCGCCGUCGCCGGCCCCGUCCCCGCGCGCCAGCACAUCCUCCCUCGUUCUCUUCUCGUGGGAGCGCCACCCGGGCGUGCCCAAGAACUCGUUCCGCGGCGGCCUCCUGGCCUCCCCCACAGGCACGCCGCUCCCGCUCCCGAUCCCGCCGCCGCUGCAACCGCCCUCCUCUCGCCGCCGGCGCCGCCGCCCGCGCGCCAAACUUCCAGCUGCCGCGUCCUCCGCCGCCAACGGCGACCCCUUCGUCGCCGCGUUCGCCGAGUGCACCAGGGACGACGAAGGCGAGGAUGACGAGGCGGAUCGCGGCGCCGACGCCGUGACCGCGGCCAAAGACAAGCUCUGGCUGGCGCCGGCAAAGCCAACGGUAUCAGGCAGCGCCGGGCGUCCGCGGCGACCUGCCGCCGGCGGCUUCCUGGACCUCUACGGGUGCAAGAGCGCCAUGGCGGUCGUCGACGGCGCCUUCCUUGCCCGCAGGCCCGUCGCCGCAGCACGUCCCGGGCCGGCAAGCCGGACAACACAGAGAUAGUGCCUGGAUCACCUCGGUCGUCUGAUGAUCAGCAAAGAACCAGUAAAGAUCAGCAGUAUGCCCCCACGAUCGUCGAUCUCCGAUCGGACGACUGAGGUGGCCAGAACAGCAUAAGCCAGAGGAAUCAUAUUGAAGGUAUACAUGUACUCUUUUUUUAACUAGGUAUGUGCCCGUGCGUUGCUAUGGAUAAAUUUUUUUUUCAAAAAAAUCAACCUUUUAAAUUUUUUAUAAUGAUAUGUCACAAUUAAAACACACACUUUGCCUUAAACCAAAAUACAAAUCUUAGUUCAUACAAAGUCUAGAACCUAGGCAGGAGUCGUCAUGUGGCAUUUGAAAUAUAAUUCACUAUUCACUGUAUCAGCCACCACAUGUUUCAAAACAACACUUACCUUACAUAUCACCACUCUGACGUAAAAAAUUGCUUUGUGGGAGAGCAUACUUGAGCUUUUAUUCUUCCCGAUAUUUUCAAGAAUUAUCAAUUGCCUAUUUCACAUAUGUAGUGCAAAAAAGAAACUACAUUACUAAUAUAAUUCAGGAAGGCAACUUACUCGUAUGUGCUCACACAUUCCUAGAUCAAUCCUCCGAAGUAUUGAACAAUCAUUUAGUACUUUCAAAUCAUUGAUGCAUCUACUGUCACCAAACAGUAGUUCUCCCACCAAUAUGAUAUUUGAAAAUAGUAUAAGAAGAAAUGCAAACUCCCACCAAUAUGAUAUUUGAAAAUAGUAUAAGAAGAAAUGCAAGAAAAAUAGUAUCUCUAGAUGCAAGGACUCUCUAUGGCAACCAUUAUUGAUCUUGAUGAAGCAAACAUGAAAAAGUGGGAUGAUUGAUGAUGGAAGGAGCAUUUCCUGAAUAAUCUGGCAUAUAGUUAAUACUUGGCAUAUUCAUCAGCACCUGCAACUUUUGCCCAAUAUAGGAACUACUAUGGCAAAACCCUUCAGUAGGAGAUGAUGGCCUGAAAGUGGAAUGUUUAUACCUAGAAUAAAAAUAAGAUCCUGCAAAUAAGCGAUUGAAGAGUAGUACAGUCAAAUACAUUAGCAACAAUCACCUCAAUGGUGCUAUCUGAAAGACAGUGAUCAGACACGUCUAGAAGUGCCAAGGCCAUCUCCCUGAGGUGUUUGAAAGAACAAAUAUGAUUAUUCAAUUAGGAUCAACCCCAUGCAGCAUUAAGAUACACAAGUGGAGAUUAUAACUUAUACAUUGGAAAACCUACCUGUAUGCUGAGAAAGAUAAGAGAUUGCUCACCUCUUCUUUGAUCAUACAGUUUGAACACGAUGUAUAAGUUAAUGCUUUUAGUGUUCACCUCUUCUUUUAGCAUUAAGGUACGGACAAAGUAAUCCCUCAGGUUAAGUACGGACAGAUCAAAGAAAUAUCUGAUUUAGGUGAGCAUUUCUUUAUGCUUUUAGUGUUCACAGAAUGGUUAUAUGAUGCCGUACAUUUUUGUUCCAUGUGGUAUGUUGUUCAACAACAAAUGUUAAAAGAGUAGAAACAUUCGCACAACUUAGCUGUUAAAAGAGUAUAGAAGCACUAUUCAAAUUUCAUUUUACAGACAGGCGUUGUACCAGUAGAAAUGCUCUUAGAGCUGCACCAGAGCAUGAUUUUUUUAGACCAUUCUUGAAAUGUGAUCUGGACUUGACAAACUGGCUUACCAACACAUAGUCCUCACACAAAAGAGAAGAUUCACCGAGUUAAUUCCCGCAAGACAAAUAUCAGUUAAAGCGCCAACCACACCAUUUUUUCUAUGUGGUUCAAUGGGUUCUACAUUUUGGGGUUACCUGGAGAGCAAGGUCCAUCAAAAAAUCAAUCUCGAAGACAAUAUAACCUUCCUUUCCAUGAGCUCUCUUAAUAUAAAUUUAUUGUCCAUCAAUACCCAUCAGAGCUGAUAGCAAAUCAUCUAUAACCAAAAGCUCCAGCAUUGCAAUUAUAGAAGUAAUGAUGUGUGACAGUUCAGCUAUUUCUAAUAGCAAUAGUAAAAUAGCUAGAUAUGAAGCACCAAGAAAGAGGAAGGUUAUUUGAAGCUGAAAUUCAGAUCCAUAUGCAUUUUAGUUCAGUCACAUUUGAACAACAGUAGACAAAUUAAAGCCUCACCUAAUUUGAUGGGGAACAUCAGCUUGUCAGAAACUCACGAUAACUUGACCUGCAAUCCCAGCAAAUGAAAUAUUCAAUCCUAGAAAAACCAGAGGUCAAACAAGAUGUCAAUAACAAAGUAACACCUAGAGCUGCUUUGAUGGCUUCACCAAAAUUGCUACUUUAGCAUAUUUCAAUGCCAGAUUUCUGGUAACAGUAAAUAAUAGAAUAGUUGCACAACCACAUCCACAUAUUUAGAACGAUGUUGAUUUUUUGGACACCAUCGUGAGCAAAUGAUUGACCUCUACCUGAGUGUUUGUCUGACCACCAAAAGGAGCCCUUACACUAUUGCUUUGUACCGAUUCCAUGUAGACACAGCCUGGUUUAUAGAAGAUUAAACAGCAAUUAACGAUAAUAAACAAAUGGUUUAUGACAAUAGAGCAGCAUUGAGGUGUAGAAGAGGCCACUGAAACUUUUUUCAAAUCUACCUGAUGUCCUUGUGGUCUCUGCUCUCUUCUGUAUCUACAAAUGAUUGGAGAUAACGAUUGAGCUUUUCCAGUAUUACAAAAUAAUGAGAUAAGUACCUGCUGAGGGGGACAGGCAAUUCGACUGGAGGUGCAGGUGCAAGAUCCGAUUGGAGGCAGUGCAACUGCAAGAUCCGAUUGGAGCUGGAGGCCGUGCAGUUGCAAGUGCAGAUAUAUACAACGAUCCAAUUGGAUCAGUGCGGGCGAGAGCAAGUGCAAGGAUCGUCAAGCGACGGCAAUUGGCAGGGCGCUGGGGCGUGGGCGCGUUCGGUGGCGGUGGCGAAAGACAGGAUCGCUAGGGAGGGCAGCGUGACGGGAUCGCGGGGGAGCAAUCAUCGCGCGCGGGGGAUGGAAGGCGACGGGGGAUGGGGCGAGAUGGCGGGGGAGGGGGCUGCAUCGCGGGGAUGGCAUGCGACAGAGAGGGGACAGCUGGGGGAUCGCAUGGAGCGAUCGGACGGAUAGAAUCCUCGCACGGCAGAGCCACCAGGGGAGAGGUUUAGGGUCGCACCAAAAUUUUUUCUCCCAAUCGUUCUUUUUAGUAGUAGAGAUUACAAGGAUGGUCGUUGAGUGCUAGCUACUAUGAGCUGGCUUGCAGGUGCUGUAAUCAUGCCUGCCUGGCAAUUACCAAGAGGAAUGAAUAUACUAGCUAGUGGUAAACUUUGGUGUU